This is a messenger RNA of Theobroma cacao (cacao), 1437 nucleotides long. RefSeq names its product HSP70-interacting protein 1 (gene HIP1). Gene Ontology annotation, cellular component: histone deacetylase complex. Lineage: Eukaryota; Viridiplantae; Streptophyta; Magnoliopsida; Malvales; Malvaceae. The record is from RefSeq and is a predicted model, not a curated record. Gene Ontology annotation, molecular function: Hsp70 protein binding; protein dimerization activity.
AGAAAAAGUGAAAAACCUCAAAGCUUCUAAAAACCUCACAAAGCAAUCUCUGCAAGCUCUCGACCCACAAAAUGGACGCGGCGAAAUUGAACGAGCUGAAGAAGUUCAUCGAUCAGUGCAAAUCCAACCCUUCCAUUCUCAGCGAUCCUUCCCUCUCCUUCUUCCGCGACUAUCUCGAAAGUCUCGGGGCUAAGCUCCCUUCCUCCGCUUACAGCCAUGGAGCCAGCGACUCCAAAUCAAAAAGUUUUGUGGUGGAGGGAAGUGACGAUGAAAUGGCGGAUGAAGGAGAGAAACUAAAUGUAGAAGAGGAAGAAGAGGAAGAUGAGAUUGUCGAAUCGGAUAUCGAGCUCGAAGGCGAUACGGUUGAGCCUGAUAAUGAUCCUCCACAAAAGAUGGGAGACCCUUCGGUGGAGGUCACAGAUGAGAACCGCGAUGCUGCGCAAUCAGCUAAAGCCAAAGCCAUGGAUGCCAUUUCUGAAGGGAAGUUAGAGGAAGCUAUUGAUAGCCUGACAGAGGCGAUUUUGCUGAAUCCAACAUCAGCAAUUAUGUAUGCCACAAGAGCUAGUGUUUACAUCAAGAUGAAAAAGCCCAAUGCUGCUAUUCGAGAUGCCAAUGCAGCUUUGGAGAUUAACCCAGAUUCUGCUAAGGGCUACAAGUCUCGUGGCAUUGCACGAGCAAUGCUUGGUCAAUGGGAAGAUUCUGCAAAGGAUCUGCACGUGGCAUCGAAGUUGGAUUAUGAUGAGGAAAUAAACAAUGUGCUUAAGCAGGUUGAACCCAAUGCACAACGAAUUGAGGAACACCGUAGGAAGUAUGAUAGAUUGCACAAAGAGAGAGAGGACAGAAAGGUUGAGCGCGAGAGACAACAUCGUCGUGCUGAAGCUCAGGCUGCAUAUGAGAAGGCUAAGAAGCAGGAGCAAUCAUCCUCCAGUAGAAGACCUGGAGGGAUGCCUGGUGGGUUUCCAGGUGGUAUGCCUGGAGGUUUUCCAGGAGGAAUGCCCGGAGGGAUGCCUGGAGAAAUGCCUGGUAGCAUGCCAGGUGGGAUGCCUGGAAAUGUUGAUUUUAGCAAAAUAUUGAAUGACCCUGAAUUGAUGGCGGCAUUUAGUGAUCCAGAAGUCAUGGCUGCUCUCCAAGAUGUGAUGAAGAACCCUGCUAAUCUUGCAAAGCAUCAAGCAAAUCCCAAGGUGGCUCCUGUAAUUGCAAAGAUGAUGGGCAAAUUUGCAGGACCCAAGUAAAAUAGUUUUUCAAAUUGAUGUCAUAUUUGGGGAAAUACUCCUGUCAUAUUUGAGGAGAUGAUGUUUUGUUUUGCUUCUUAUUUAAGGUAUAAAUUGUAGUAAAUGGAAGAAUCGCAGGAUUGUUGUGUUGGGAAUUUGUUUUAAUAGGUUGGAGGAUUUUAUUGAUGAAUUGGAACGACAUUGAGCCUUUGACAUAUUUUUGCAA